AUGAGGCAUGGCCAGAGAGGAAAAUCUGCCUUAAAGGACCUCGUUAGCGGAAAAACGCAGGGUGGCUCUGUGUCCGAGGCAUGACGUAGAAUACAAUGCCUGGCUCAUGGGCCAGGUCGCCAGGUGGGGACGUGACCCUCCACUCCUGGCGUAAGAGAUGUGGUUAAUCAACAUCAGAGGUGUGGAUUUGACUGUGCAGUGGUGGUGGUGAUUCCGCGGUGACCGCGGGAGGUGGGCGUGGUCAGACAAUUGGGGCGUGGCCAGGCUCGUGGAGCCCAGGCACCCAACCAACGCUCCGGUAACCUGCUCAGGCUCGAGGCCAGAACUGGAUAUUAACGGUCCCGGUCCGGCGGUGUCCGGAGCCGGGUGGCCGAGCUGCGGUCCAGGACAAGGAGCGGAUGUAGGCAAAGCCUCCCACCCACCCGCGAUGUGUCGACUGGGGGUCCUGCUGCUGCUGCUCACCUCAGCCUUCGUGUCCUCCUCUGCUGCCCCGAUCCAUGAUGCCGACCCUCAGGAGGGCAACUCCGGGUUUCUGGGCCUUCAGAGUCUUCUUCAAAGCUUCAGCCGACUGUUCCUAAAAGAUGACCUACUGCGAGACCUGGACAACUUCUUCUCCUCCCCCGUGGACUUCCGGGACCUUCCCAAGAACUUCCAUCAGGAAGAGAACCAGGAGCACAGAAUGGGGAACCAUACCCUCUCCAGCCACCUGCAGAUAGACAAGGUGACUGAUAACGAGACAGGGGAGGUGCUCGUCUCUGAGAAGGUGGUGGCCUCCAUUGAACCAGAGGGGAACACAGAAGGGGCCUGGAAGGUGCCCAAAGUGGAGGAGAAAGAGACUCUGGUGCCUGUGCCGAAGGCCACAGACAGUUUGCACCCAGAGCCCCGGCGGGUGGCUUUCUGGAUCAUGAAGCUGCCAAGGCGGAGGACGCAGCCUGAUGUGGAGGAUGGGAGCCGCUGGCUCAUAGAAAAGCGACAUCGCCUGCAGGCCAUCCGGGAUGGGCUCCGUGGGGGCGCCCAUGAGGACAACUUUGAGGAAGGGGUCCAUGUCCCCCAACACGCCAAGCUGCCUAUACGAAAGACACACUUUCUCUACAUCCUCAGGCCAUCCCAGCAGCUAUAGGGUGGGGACUGGAUGUCCCUGCACGUCUUCACCCUACCCCAGCACCAUAUGGAAAUAAAGUUUUUCUUACGUCUAACAUUA
This is a messenger RNA of Peromyscus leucopus (white-footed mouse), 1201 nucleotides long. RefSeq names its product dickkopf like acrosomal protein 1 (gene Dkkl1). Bases 428 to 1120 code for a protein of 230 amino acids. The transcript is spliced from 5 exons. The record is from RefSeq and is a predicted model, not a curated record. Lineage: Eukaryota; Metazoa; Chordata; Mammalia; Rodentia; Cricetidae. Gene Ontology annotation, molecular function: co-receptor binding; receptor antagonist activity. Gene Ontology annotation, biological process: negative regulation of canonical Wnt signaling pathway.